AAAACUCAAUUGGGCUUUUGAAGUGUCAAAUCGUUUCAUCAUCUGUAACGGUACAAAACACCCAACGGCUAAAUUCAUUUCAUUCUUCCAAAAAAAAAAAAAAACACUCUCUGUCUUCUCUCUUCCAAAAACGUAACCUAACAGUAACAUACAAAAUCUGUUCAGUGUCUGUUUCACAACAAGACAAAAUUUUGAUGUUGUUUUCGUUGACCCAUUAUCGUGAUUAAGCAGAAAAACGCUUAAUUCAAUCAUGGGUGUUGGUGGUAAUUUCUGGGAGUUGUUGAAGCCCUAUUCACGCAAUGAAGGUUUUGAUUUCUUGAGAAACAAGCGAGUUGCUAUUGAUUUAUCGUUUUGGAUUGUUCAGCAUAACAAUGCUAUCAAAACCCAUGUCAAGAAACCUCACCUCAGACUCACUUUUUUUCGGACGAUUAAUCUCUUUUCUAAGUUUGGAGCGUUUCCGGUGUUCGUUGUUGAUGGGACUCCGUCGCCGUUGAAAUCACAGGCCAGGAUUGCUAGAUUUUUCCGGUCUUCUGGAAUUGAGUCGACUAGCUUGCCGGUUGCUGAAGAAGGUGUUUCAGCUGGGAGGAACAGUACAUUUUCAAGAUGUGUUCAAGAGUGUGUGGAACUUGCUAAGCUACUUGGGAUUCCUGUACUGAAGGCUAAAGGAGAAGCUGAGGCACUCUGUGCCCAAUUAAAUAGUGAAGGUCAUGUAGAUGCAUGCAUCACACCUGACAGUGAUGCAUUCCUCUUUGGGGCGAAAUGCAUUAUAAAAUCAUUCUCUCCCAACUCAAAAGAACCUUUUGAAUGCUACAAUAUGUCAGAUAUUGAAGCUGGGCUUGGAUUGAAGAGGAAACACCUAAUAGCUAUCUCUCUUUUGGUUGGAAAUGAUCAUGAUUUGAGUGGUGUUCAAGGGAUCGGAAUUGAUAGUGCUCUUCGUUUUGUUCAAGCUUUUGGUGAAGAUGAUAUAUUGAAUAGAUUACAUGAGAUAGGCAAAGGGAAUGCUUUUCAAGUUCCUAUCGACAUUAAAGCUGAGGAAAAUAUGGAUAUUGAUGGGAACUCCCCAAAUACAAAACAAACUCACUGCUCAUUCUGUGGGCAUCCAGGCAACAAAAGAGAUCAUAUGAAGUUUUCAUGUGAAUUUUGUGUCGCGGAUGACAAUGAAGGUUGCUUGAAAAAACCAGAGGGUUUUAAAUGUGAUUGCAACUCUUGUUGUAUGAAUAGGAAACAUAAGGAGCAGAAAAAGAUGGAAAAUUGGCACACAAAAAUCUGUGACAAGAUUGCAAAGGAGCCAAAUUUUCCAAAGGAUGAAAUCAUUGAUAUGUAUCUAUGCAAUGACAAUGGUUACUUUUCCGCGAAUGAUGGACCUCAGAUCUCAUGGGAAAGACCGAAUAUGGACCUUCUGGUUGAUUUUUUAAACUUCCAUCAGAACUGGGAUCCGUCAUACAUUCGGCGGAUUAUGUUUCCUAUGAUGUCAACCAUCUUCUUGAGAGAAAUGGCUACAACUCCAACCGAUAGUUUGCUAUUUGGGCAGUUUGAGUUUGCUUCUUUAAAACGUGUGAAGACGAGAUACGGAUAUCAGUUUUACGUUGUCAAGUGGAAACGUGCAAUGGGAAAUAUUGCCUCUAAAACUCCAGCAAAUAAAUCUGGCAUGCAAGAAGAUGUUAUAGAGCUUGAUGUUGAUGAAACAGUGGAUCUACUAGACGAUUGCGAUUUUCCCCAGAUUUGUGAAGAAGAUGGAUGUAGUUUUCUCUUGACAGAUGAAAAUAUGGACCUUGUUGGGGCUGCUUACCCAGAAGAAGUGAAAAGGUUCCGGCAGGAACAGGAAUUGAAGGACGUGAAACGAAAAAAGAAUCCGACCUCAAUAUCUCAAGAAAACGAAAAGUCCUCAACAUCACCAAACUCAAAAGGUGUCCAGCUAAAUAUUACAGAGUUCUUCCCAACAACCAAAAGUAAACAUAAUCCAAAACAUGGAGAAGAGUCAUCAUCCAAUAAAAAUGACAACCAAGACAGCGGAGGCUCAAAACCAAAGAGGAAAUCGUCAAGUCCUAAUAUUCCAAAAUCUGUUAGGCGUCGCCUUUUGUUUGACUAGUAGUGUGUAUAAAAUAUGCUUUUGAGCAUUGGAUCUCUAAUAUGAUAUUAACUAAUUUUUUUUUCUUGAUAGAGAUAUUAACUGAGUGUUGAAAAGGUGACAACAGACCCUUUUAAUUUUGUGUUCAUGACCAAGGGCAGUUAGUUCAGUGUGUAUGUGUAGUUAACAAUUAGUUUGGAAUAAUAUCAUCAGUUUCUGUUUCUGUCUCUGUUAUUGACAUCAAAUUUAUAAGAGGACAGCUACAAUUCCUUUUGCAUGCUUGCAUGCUUAA
Molecule: messenger RNA, 2360 nt
Organism: Medicago truncatula (barrel medic)
Lineage: Eukaryota; Viridiplantae; Streptophyta; Magnoliopsida; Fabales; Fabaceae
Product: flap endonuclease GEN-like 1
Exons: 8
Coding region: 251-2089 (612 amino acids)
Biological process (GO): pollen development
Molecular function (GO): 5'-flap endonuclease activity
Source: RefSeq, a predicted model, not a curated record